AUGGAAGCAUCUCCAUGUUCCCUGACCUCGUGUACGCUGGGUCCCCUUGACCAGAAGUACAGUUGGGAACAGCUUUGGGAGCUGGAACACCACUUCAAGAUGGAACCGUACCCGGACCUCCAGGCUCGGAAGAGUGUGGCCACCAGACUCAGACUGAAGGAGGAACAAGUUGAGGCUUGGUUCAUCCAGAGAUCCUUGGAGCAGGAGAUGCGCCCCCGCUUGGCCAGGCUACAGGAGUCUGCCCGGGAUGAUACCUCUUCUUCCCACAAUGUCCUCUGCUGCCAGCCACCAAGCUGGAAGUACAGGCUCGUCCCCAUCAAUCCCCCUGAGUCCUCAACCAGCUGUGAGCAUAGCUGCCGACCUCCUUCCCCGUGGGGCCACUUCUACAAGCAGUAA
Molecule: messenger RNA, 396 nt
Organism: Apodemus sylvaticus (European woodmouse)
Lineage: Eukaryota; Metazoa; Chordata; Mammalia; Rodentia; Muridae
Product: retinal homeobox protein Rx-like
Exons: 3
Coding region: 1-396 (131 amino acids)
Biological process (GO): regulation of DNA-templated transcription
Cellular component (GO): nucleus
Molecular function (GO): transcription cis-regulatory region binding
Source: RefSeq, a predicted model, not a curated record